AAGGUUUUACGCCUUUGGUUGCUCCUGCUUAUAAUUCCCACUAACUUAACUAAUACUGUCCUGCUCAGUACUAUAUAUGCAUGUUCAUUAUGAUCACAAUCUCUCUCUGUUUCCUCUAUCACCUUAAUCUUAGUUACUUAGUAUAAGUCUCUUGGUUAAUUCUGGGUUCUUCUUCUGUCAUCAUAAAUAUCAAUACAUAUCAUCAACAUGGGAAAUUGUUGCAGGAAACAUCUUCAAGAGCCAAACUCUCCGGUUCCCGUUAUUUCUCAAACUCCUACUGGCGGUUCUCAUCGAUCCAAGAAAGUUAAUAGAACAACAGUUGGAGACAGAACUACUUCAACUGUUUCCUCAACUUCUGUGGGAGAAACGAAGCGUGAAAAACAGAGAUCCCCACUUCAAGAGAUCACACAUGUUGCUUCAAACACAGAUAUAGAGAAGCCUAGCAGAGAGAAAAGGCGUGGUUACCGAAUUGCUCGAAAAGCUGGGAGUUCUAAUAUUGAGGGAGUGAACAUGAAUGAUGGAGUGUUUCAUGCUUACUACAACUGCAAGCUACGCUGCUUUUGUUACAGUGACUUGAAAGUGGCCACGCGCAAAUUUAGCAGCAAAAAUUUAAUCGGGCAAGGCGGAUUUGGUGAUGUAUAUAAAGGGUAUGUGAGUUACUGCACUAUGGACUCUGCGGCAAAACCAAAUGAGGGACUCGCAAUUGCCAUCAAAAGGCUCAGAAAGACCGGGACACAAGGCCAUGAACAAUGGGAGAAUGAAAUCAAAUUCAUGGGCAAACUAAACCAUCCCAACAUAGUGAAGCUACUAGGCUACUGCCAUGACGGUGGGCACAGGAUGUUGGUUUAUGAGUACAUGAGCAAAGGAAGCUUGGAGACUCAACUACUGGCAGAGAAUGCGCCGCAGUUAGAUUGGAGCAGAAGAAUUAAUGUAGCAAUGGGGUUAGCUAAGGCCCUAGAUUCUCUUCACAAUCAUGGCACGCCGGUCAUUCAUAGAGAUUUGAAAGCUUCCAAUGUCCUGUUGGAUGAUGACUUCAAUGCUAAGCUAUCAGAUUUUGGCCUGGCUAGGUAUGGACCUCUCUGUGACCAGGACCGCAUAAUGACAAGGAUUCUUGGCACCAAAGGCUAUAUUGCACCGGAAUACAUAGGAACUGGACAGGUAACGCUGAAAACCGAUGUGUACAGCUUUGGAGUGGUGCUGUUGGAGAUUUUAUCAGGCUGCUGUGCCGUGAAGAAAUAUUCAGAUGGGAUGGCCGGAGAUCUUAUACAGUGGGCUGGACCAUAUCUUUGCAACAAGCAACAACUGCAUCAAGUGAUUGACCAGAGACUGGGAAGGAACUACCCAAAGAAAGAGGCUCAAAAGUUUGCGGAACUCAUCCUCCACUGCCUUGCUUCAAACCCCAAGAGCAGACCAACAAUGACUGAAGUUGUAGCUGAGUUGAAGGACUUACAAGAAAAUACAAGCAGCAGCAGUACUCCGAACUCGUACCAUACUCCUACAUUUACCCCAUGCCCUCCUCCAUACAAAAUACUUUUACCUAGACGAAAUGGAUGUCAGACAAAGUAAGCUCAUCAUGUCUUUGAUAAUGCUGUCUGUCUUCCCAUAAUGCAUGAAGGCAACUGAAACGGUUCCUAUCUGAAUCAAUAUACAAGGAGAAAAGUUGUACACGAGUAAAGGAAUCGUUAUAUGCAAGUAGAAAAAGUGUCUUAUA
Messenger RNA from Rosa rugosa (rugosa rose), 1711 nucleotides. RefSeq names its product probable serine/threonine-protein kinase PBL18. The record is from RefSeq and is a predicted model, not a curated record. Gene Ontology annotation, biological process: protein phosphorylation. The transcript is spliced from 8 exons. NCBI's taxonomy places the organism in Eukaryota, Viridiplantae, Streptophyta, Magnoliopsida, Rosales, Rosaceae. Bases 208 to 1566 code for a protein of 452 amino acids. Gene Ontology annotation, molecular function: protein kinase activity; ATP binding.